AGCGCGCUGUGCUGGCUUGCUUUUUGCUCCAGUUCAGCCAUCAACACGGCUAUAAGCGCUGCAAACAUGCCCCCCGCCGGCCCAUCCUUGCAGGCCUUCCGCCUCUCGCUCUACGUCGCGCUCCCCGUCGCCGCCACGGUGCUCUACAGCCAGCCCUCGAUUAUGAAUCAGAUUAUCUCGUUCUUUAACUACACGGUCUACCCGCCGGCCGGGCCGCCGCCGCCGACGGCCGACGAGAUGGAGAAGCUGAUGAAGGAGCGCCGCGCGAAGCGAUGAGGCGGGUUGUGCUGGUGCUGGCCGCGGCGGCGGCGUUCGAUGAAUCGCUGUUCGACCCGGACGCCUGCGCACGCGGGCUCGAGCACGCGUGCGCCUACGGCCCGCCGCCGGCGAAGGCGGCCGUCGCGCUGCCGCUGCUGCACGAGCCGCGCGUCAAGCUCUGGUGGCCGGCGCUGGACGACGUCGUCGAGAUCGCCCAGGACAGUUCCGAGCCGUACGACGCGCCCACGACGCUGUGGCCGGCCGGCGCCGUACUUGCACAUGCCCUCGCGUCGGACUGCGCCUCCUGGCAGGGCAAGGUCAUUCUUGAGCUUGGCUGCGGAGUGGGUGCCGCGGCGCUCGCAUUGGCGCGCUGCGGCGCCAGCGUCGUCGCCACGGAUAUAUCCGAAGCGGCCCUCGCGCUAGCCGCCGAGAACACGAACGGAACCGUCGCGACGGACGUCUCCGGCGCGACGCCUGCGCUCGCGGCCAAGAACGCGAACGGGACCGUCGUCACGCGAUUAUUAGACUGGGACGACGACGCCGCGCUGCGGGAGGUGCUUGCUGAGGGCCCCUUCUUCGCCGUCGUCGGCGCGGCGCUGAAGUUUGAGGACUGGCCGGUCGGCCGCCUCGACGCCGUCCUCGGCGUGCUGGACCCGACUGUCGUCGUCCUGGCGCACGCCUGGGCCGAUGACGACGUUGAAGACCUGCUGGGAGACCCCUGGAGGCGGGCCGCGUCGUUCGCCGGCGCGGCCGUGGGGCUCGAGGAGUUCUCGGCCGUGACGUGGGUGCGGCGGGCGCCUGACUUGUAGUAGGUAGUGUUAAACUAGCGGU
This is a messenger RNA of Pelagomonas calceolata, 1089 nucleotides long. The record is from the annotation of a GenBank genome assembly. NCBI's taxonomy places the organism in Eukaryota, Pelagophyceae, Pelagomonadales, Pelagomonadaceae.